AGGGAGACGGAGUAUUACGACGCCCUGGAGGUGUCGCCGACGGCGACGAGCGCGGAGAUACGACGGAAAUAUUAUCUUCUGGCGCGAAAGAUGCAUCCGGAUAAGAAUCCGAACGAUCCCACGGCGAAGGCGCGGUUUCAGGAAAUCGGCGAGGCGUACCAGGUGCUGAGCGACGAAAGUUUGCGACGCAAGUACGACGCGCGCGGGAAGGACGCGCUGGGCGACGUUCCGAUCGUGAAUCCAGCGGCGUUUUUCGGCAUGUUGUUCGGGAGCGAGCAAAUGGAAGGGUUCGUGGGGAGGUUACAGCUCGCGUCGCUCGCCAUGGCGGGGACGGAUUUGACCGGCGACGAACAGGAUUUGCUGCAGAAACGCCGCGAGGCGAGGUUAGCGAUCAAGCUCGCGGCGAUGUGUGACGUGUACGUGGACAUUGACUCGAAGAUGGGCACCGAAAAAGAGCGCGCGGCGCAAUUUGUGGAGACGAUGCGCCCCGUCGCGCAAACUUUGGCCAACGCGUCCUUCGGGCAAAUCAUGGUGCAAAAGAUCGGCUGGGUGUACGCGAUGGAGGCGGAGAAGUUCCUGCACGACCCACUCGCGGGAACGGGGACGUGGCUCGAUCUCGGCUUGAGAUCGACCGGGGUGACGAUGCAACAAAAAGCAUCCAAAUGGAAGAAUAAGUUUUCGGCGCUCAAGGCGGGGGUGAACAUCUUUUCUACCGUCCAAAGCUCGGAGGCAGAGGUGCAAAAGGCCACGAACGAGCAGCAGGCGAACGAGCUCAGGGCGAAACAGCAAAGAGACGUCUUACCGCACGUCCUCGACGCGCUCUGGUCGACUUCGAGCGUGGACAUCGAGUCGACGCUUCGACACGUGUGCUCCAAGGUGCUUCACGACGCCAGCGUCGCGCAGUCUCGUCGCGCGGGUCGAGCGAAAGCUUUACUGUACUUGGGUAAAAUGUUUCAAGAGACGAAAUCA
Molecule: messenger RNA, 969 nt
Organism: Ostreococcus lucimarinus CCE9901
Lineage: Eukaryota; Viridiplantae; Chlorophyta; Mamiellophyceae; Mamiellales; Bathycoccaceae
Exons: 1
Source: RefSeq, a predicted model, not a curated record